Messenger RNA from Culex quinquefasciatus (southern house mosquito), 7196 nucleotides. Its product is annotated as protein naked cuticle homolog. Gene Ontology annotation, molecular function: calcium ion binding. Lineage: Eukaryota; Metazoa; Arthropoda; Insecta; Diptera; Culicidae. Gene Ontology annotation, biological process: negative regulation of Wnt signaling pathway. The transcript is spliced from 6 exons. Bases 1453 to 4041 code for a protein of 862 amino acids. The record is from RefSeq and is a predicted model, not a curated record. Gene Ontology annotation, cellular component: cytoplasm.
CCCACUUGUUCGGUAUCAUCCACAGUGUGUACGCUACACUGCUGCCGUGACGCGCGACGAACGGCGGCGACGUCCACAGAUGUGCGCGUGUGUAUUAUUGUGCUCUUUAGUGUCAAUCACUCUGUGAGACUAGGCUCUACCAUCUCCUGGAGGGGUGCAAAGAAGAGGGGCUUUUGUUUUGUCGGAAGUUGUGUGACAACCACAAUGGCGAGCUGACCAUUGUUUAAGGCUGACAAUGGAAGUGGAAGUGAUUGAUGAAGAGGCUCGAUCAACGGGAUGUUAAGAAGGCUAAUCUCGGCGGUAUUGGCGCGCCUGGAAUCCAUGUUUGGAUUGUUUUGUAUGACCCGCUGAAGCUCGGGAACGGUAGUGCAUUGACAGUUCAAGUGAUAAACAGUACAAAAAGUCGCCGAGCACGUCCCGAUUGCGCAGUUUUGUAUGGAAAUUGACAGCUACGUCUGAAACGCGAGUUCUACCACCAGAAAUUUCGGUACAACGACGACGACGACGUGACCUGCAGCUGUGUGCGUGUGUGUUUGUGCACCACAACACACCAACCAGAAGGCAGUGUGGAGGAGGAAGGAACGAAAAAGAGCAGAGAAAACGAACCUCUUUCAAGUUCGUGUGUAACGUGGAACGCAGGGAGAAGACGACGGCGAGCAGAGCAACACAAACAAAAAGUUGUAAAAAUUUCUCUGAAUUAAUAACAGAGAGGAACCACGGCGCGGAGUUUCGUGCGGAGAGGUCGGUCGGAAGAAUAAUAUUUGUCGGUGUGGCCUUUUUUGUCGGGAUUCGUCGUCGUGUUGGAUAAGAAAAGGGAGCCGAAAAUAUUUCCCUUUUAUGUUGCUCGCCACGAACAGCAACUCCACCAUUACACUGCCAGAUAGUAAGCAGCUCCAAAAACGGAGUUGUUAUUGAAGUGUUUUGAGCGCGCCAGCUCAAAAUUUCGGCGUGAAAUCCCACAAAAAAAUUAGAACCAAGAAUGGAGCGAAAUAAAUAAAGAAAUAAAAACUUCAGCACGCACCAACAUCCAGAAUCAAAAAGGGGAAAUUCCCGAGAAAAACCCCGAAGAAGUCAAAUCUCCAAAUGUUUUGAUGCGCGAAAAAAAAUCGUUGAAAACGCGCGCGCCCCCCACUCUGCUCGAUGAAAAUGGGGAGGAAAAUUAGUGAAAAAAGAAAGAUGAAGCCAGCGACGAUCAUCCGUUAGAAGGAAAGGAAGAAGAGGAAGAAGUGAGCAAGUGUGUUAUUUUCGGGGGUGGAAAAGCAGGAAAAAAAGAUAAGAGCAAAGGUGUGAAAAAUCGUGCGUGAGAGAGGGAGAGCGAAAGAGUUUUCGUGCGGGGUAAAGUUUGGAGUAGCGCACUGAUAACAGCGGCAGCAGCCGAAGUAUUGGCACGAAGAAAAAGAAAGGAGAACGGAACGAGAUAACGCAAAGGAGUGCGGAAAGCAGAGCAGAAACAUGGCUGGAAAUAUUGUUAAAUGGUGGAAGCACAAGAUUCUUGGCGGAUACAAACAGUUUACAGUGCUCCAGGAAUGCGCCACCGACUCGGAGGAACUCAUCUACCCGGUGCGGGCGCCGUCCGCCUGUAGUGCCCCGCCGGAUCUGCUGCUGACCAGCGACCGGGAGCAGAUGAUGAAAGUGAAGGGAGGUUCCAAGCACCACCACCACAACCACCAUCAGCAGCAGACGCAAUCGUCACAUCAUCAAUCAUCACAGCAGCAGCAAAAUCUUGGCCAUCAUCACCACAAGUCGUCCUUGGCGGGGGGCGGAGGUGGUGGUGGUGGCCCCCAACAGCAUCACGGCAAGGAUCAGCAGUUCCGGAAGUGUUCCGGCGGCAACGGGAAGACGGCGACGAUCAAGAGCGAUCCCGACCGGGUGCGGCUGGAGGAGUUCACCUGCGACGUCUCGCUGGAGGACGGCAAGAAGCCCCAGCCGCUGCAGUUUUCGUUCACGCUGUACGACCUGGACGGUCACGGCAAAAUCACCAAAGAUGACAUCGCUGGCAUUGUGUCCACGAUCUACGAGUCCAUAGGCAAAUCGGUAGUAGUUCCUCAUUACGGCAGCAAGACGAUCAACGUGCGGCUGACCGUGUCCCCGGACGGCAAGAGCAAGUCGAACCCGGCGCCCACCAAGAAGGCCGUCAUUACGCCGCGACGACGCUACCGACCCCGGAAGCUGCUGUCGGACGACGACGGCAGUGACACGUCGGAGAACUGCCCGCGGGUGGCGGCGAUGCGAGGUCGGGCGAACACGGUGGUAGCGAACACCAGCGUGAGUAUCAACAACAAUAACAACAACGUGAAGACGAAAGAGUCCAAGGGGGCUGGUGGUGGAGAGGAUGUGGUCGAUGGUCCUGCGACGGGACUGAGCAAGAGUUCCGAAGCGGUGGAGACCACGAUUCACAACAAUCUCAACGGAAAGAGCAAAAAUCUGAAAACUGAGCACAUCUACGAGAGCAUCAGCAAUCUGAAGUGCUGCAACCUGCAGGCAGCAGCCAAGAGCAAUCUCCAAAGCCCGGCCACGACGACUGCGCUGAACAACUCCGCCACCUCGACGACGCUGGUCUGCCAGGACUGCACGCUGGAACGUUACGUGAUGGACGAGACGCUUCCACUGGGGGCGACGUUGGUCAUUCCGGCUGCGACCUCGGCAGCGGUUGCCGCAACGGCAGCGGCCGUCAGUCGAGCGAAACGCAAGGUAGUGCGCAAGUCACGCUCCUCGCGGAAGGCCACCAAGCUGGCGGAGGAGUUCAGCCGGCCACGGGUGCGUAGCCUGUCGGUGGGUAACGAGAACUGCUACGAGAACUUGAUCGUCGACAAGGAGGAGUGCUGGAAGAGUUCACUCUGCCGCCGGGAGCUGAUUGAGAUCAUCCGGGAUAGCAUGGUGAAGAACAGUCUCUGUUUUCAACCAAAUAGGAAACCCCUGGAAAAUUCACCAAAGCAUCGCCACCGGUCGCACACGAUAUCGGCCCGCGUCAGCGGAGAUCAACAGCAGCAGUGCGCCAUGAUCGGUGCCGACCAGUCGCUGGUGGUUGCCGCCCACCACGAGACUAACCUGUGCGGUUACGAUUCCUAUCUGCACCAGACGAUCUGUGCGGCGGCCGCUUCGGCGAAGCAUGCAGCCCUGCACGGUGGAGUUGUCGCCAACGGUGGUGUCUUCACGGCCCUGCCAGUCGCGACCGUAACGCCGAGCAGGAUUCUGCAGCACCAUGUCGCGCACGCCAAGGCGAAGAGGAAGGAACAACGCCUCGCAGUCACCAACCGGACCCAUGGUCACCAGGUGAAACUCAGUACGGCGGUGCUCAACCAGCAGUACCCGAAUCUGUCGGCCGAGCAGAAGCUCACGCGAUCGAUCAACCAGGUUGAGAAGUGGCUCGACAACCGCAGCCCAAAGCUGGUCAACAAGCUGAAGCUGGCGGAAGAGAUGGCCGAACGGGGAGGUCCCCGGACGGCUGCCGCCCUCAAGCUUAAGCGAUCCAAAAGCAAAGAAGAGAUCAUCCCAAGGACAGCCAAACUCGACAACGUGCUUGCCGCAGAUCUCCUGCUGGAAAACCUCAAAAUCACCGAAGACAUCGCCGAACUAAGCGUCGUCACCCCCAAGAAAGUCUUCAACAAAGAAUGCCUCAUCAGCUCGGCGACCAAGAAGAACAUCCGGACGCACCACACGACCAAAACGAUUUCAACCUCGACCGCACUGCCAACGGCCGAAAAGCCGUCCCCAGCCCUGGAGCAGAACCUGAUCCAGCUGCAGUACGCGUCCAUCCCGGUCAACGCCGACCCGAGCGAGUGCGAGAACCUGAUCCGCAUGUCCGACGCCGAGGAGGAUUUUCCCUUGCCCCAGCAGCAGCAACAGCCGCCGCCACAAUCGUCCGCGAGCACUCCGACGCACCGCCACGCGGAUGGGACGGCGGCGGCGGCGGGCUCGGUGCUGGGUGGCAACUCGGGAUCCUCGGCUUCGGCUGCUUCCACUACUGCGGUGCAUCGGUACGUGCACGAGCACAUCCACCACCACUAUCACCACUUUGAGAACGACCCGGACGAGUCCUGAGGGUUGGACGGUGGUUGGGGAGGAGGAGGCGGUGCGACGACGCCCUCGCACUCCUCGGCGGCCGGAAAUAGAUGCUUGGAGCUGGAGUUGUUGGACUAGGUGUGUGUGUGCGUAAGGGGGUUUAACGGGGUAUUGUGCGCUGGAAGUGGGGUUUGAGGGAGGACAAAUCAAAUCAUCCAAAAGAAUGAUCUUUGUCGAGCUGUACUUAUUUCUUUGUAAAAUUUUCAGUUUUUAAGGGCAUCUCCACCAUGGAGGUUUCAAAAUCAAAAAUAUGAGUUGCUACAAUUAUUAUUUGUUUGAUUGCCACGGUAGAGAUGCUCUUACAAAGUCGAUCGCGAUUUUUGAUUUUAUUAAUUUAAACAAGAGUUUUUUCAUUGUAUUUUGUAUUUCUGAAAAUUAAAAAAAAAAGUUUCAAGUUUUAUUUAUUACUUGAUACAUUAAAAUGUGCUCAAGGUCAUCUCUACCGCGUAGAGUUAUGACAUUUUAAAGUUCAUGUCUUCCACGGUAAACAUGCUCUUAUGAAGUUAAUCGCGGUUAUUUGUAUUCAAUGGUUAUUUCCAGUCAGAUUUCUAACAAAUUUGUUAAUUAAUCCUUAAAAUUAUUUAAAAAAAACAUUCAAAAUUAAUUUGAGAGUCAGUCAAUUCAAUUGAGAAGUAUUUUAAAAAGAAUGCCAAUUUAAAAAUACGACCUGUUUUUUUUUUCUUUUGCCAUUGUAGAGAUGCUCUUAUCAAGUGGAGCGCAGUUGCCAAUUUCUAAUUUUUUCAGCUAUCUGGACAUUUCAAAAUGCGUUUCUAAUUGAAUUAUUUUUGUAUUUCAAGUUGACUAAAUUAUACGUUUAAAUUAUAUAAUUAUACUCCAGGAUCAAGCACUAUUUGGUAAAGGGCAUCUGUACAAGGUUCAAAAUUCCCCACAAAUCAGGUUAUUUAAAUUUGCUUUCGUCGCAAAUUCAAUAUUUUUUUCAAUUUAAAAAUAAAAUAAAAAAUAAAGCUCUUUUUGAAGAUAUUUGUUGAUAAUCUUCACCAAAAUAUGUAUUUUAUUUGGAAUCAGUUCUGGUCAUCUGAAAUUCAAUUCUAAUUUUAUUCAAUUAACUCCUGCGCAUCUAGCCGUUUGAGAGGGUCCUGAAAAAUGUAGAGUCGAUUACUCUCAACACCCUUUUCUUCAGUGGCCAGGCCUACUGCGUAAAGUUAACAGCAAAGAUAAUUCGUUGAAAUUAAUUGAGUUGAGUUUGAACCAAGGUUUGAACAUAAAUUUUGGAUGAUCCGAUUCGUAAAAAAUGGGUUAAACCUCAAAUCACCAACAACCAGCGCACAUUUCUACACUGAAACAAACUAAAAGCCAUUACUUUACACUGAUUAGUUGUUAACAAACAAACAAAAACGCGCGGUAAUUUAACUUUUCAACUCCAAUCGAAUCAAGAGUGUGACGUUUGGGUGCGUUUGUUGCGUGCGAGUGUGCGUGCGUGUGUACAAUUUAAAACAAAGUUGAAGGAUUUGAACGACCACAAAAACAUACACACUAUAUCCAAAUUAUGUCGAACCGCGAUCGAAGAGUACUUAAGAAUCUCAACGCAACUUACCUAUAGGCAACUGUUGUGAGAAACAUUUUCGAUUCGCACAGCUACUAACAAAUUUAUCUCGUAUACGUAUGAAUUCGAAGAAAAAAACCUAAACUCUUAAAGCUAAUUGAACCUGCUCCAAAGGUUACUCAAAUAUCCUAUUGCAUUGUGUAGCUGAUUUAAAAACCAUCGCAAGAGAAAAACGAAAAGAAACAAAAAACUCACAAAACAAUACAAAAAUCUUAGCAAUAGUGUUAACUGUUAGUUGCUGCAGCCAAAUAUUCCCUAUUAGCGACGUCACAAGUCAAAGUUUGUAAUUGUAAAUUCAGUUCAGUUCGCAGUAUGAUGUGUACCCGUGUAAUCAUUAAUGCGCGCCUCUAGUUGUACGUGUUUAUUAUUUUUUUCGGUGAAUGUAUUUAUUUAUUCCAAGAUUUUCCUCACCACCUCUCUACAACUCUGUCGGAGCGUGCGAAACACACAAUCGGUUCGUGUGACCCGCGCGCGGAUUUCCUGUCGCAAUCGAAAACAAACAAACAAAAAACACGAAGUAUUUUCCCACCUAAAGCGACUUUUUCGUGAAAGUCGCGCCCGUGUAGCAUUGCUAAGGUGUACAUAUAUAUUUGGUAAUAAGUCGGUUAAGCGACGCCGGAUUUGCGGAAAAAACGAGAAAACGAUGGGGAAAUAUAUAUUAACGGAAACUUACAAGACUGAUUUCAUGUUAUUAUUAUUAUUACGACUGUAAUGCUAAGUGCUAGUAGCUCUUUCACAACCCGAAGAAACUUAUCCAGAACAACGAUUUACCUUUAAACUAGUGUUCACUAUUCCUUCUAUUUUUUUGUAGUUUCAAAAUUUACAACUCCUCAUUUUUUAUUUACGUUCAGUUUAAAAAAAUCAUCGGCAAAAAAUCUUCUAAUUAUAAAAAUUACACUAAUCACACAUUCGGCUUAGAAUUUAAAAAAAAACGAAAUAAAACACUUUACCUUAAGCUUUCAGCGGCCAUGAAUUUCGACUAGGUUAGGCGGUACGAAAAAAAUAAAAUUAAAAUUUAUCAAAAUUAUACGAAUUUGAACUUUGGGAUAAAACAUAAAACUUUAUUUGAUUUUUAAGAAGAAACAUGUUAUCAGAAAAAAAAACUCAAAAUUUAAAAUGCUUACAGGUGGUGUGAGGCUUUUGAAAACUCUAAAUUUAAGCUUUGCGUCUUGUUGCGUAAAAAAAAACGUUCGGAACUUUAGUUAUCAUUUAAACAAAUUUUGGCUUGUUUUAUUAGUUUAAAAUCAAGAAACCUCGAAAAAAUUAUGUAUUUCUUCUCUCUGACUUUAUUUUCUGUUCCCCCAAACACAUCUAGGUUAAGGUGUCUGAUUUGUAUGGACUGCGGUGGGGGAUAACCCUAAUUUGGUGCCGUGACUUUCCUGACUAUCGAAAUGGGUCAAUUAGAAAACACGGUGCUGAAUUUGGGGCACCACGCCGCGGUACUUGUGUUAAGCGGUUAAGACUAAUUUAUUCAAUAAUUGCUUGUAAAGAAUCGAUUUUUUUAUACUAGAAAUUUUCCUACGGGAAAGACGUCGAAGCAAAAUAUACACAAAAUGUUUGAAGUUGAAAA